AUGCAUAUCGAAAUAGCACAAGCUGUAGAAUUUCUUGGUCGACUCUUGCAAUCUAAGGUUGAUCAAGAUGUUGUUGGUAAAUUCAAGGAAACAUUGACGGAAUUGCUCAAGGUUCGCUUUGAAGAUCAUUGGGAUCCUCAGCAACCUUAUCGAGGAAACGGUUACCGGGCUCUUUCCAAUUUCAAUGGACAGCUGGACCCUAUGUUGACUGAAGCUUGUAUCAAAGCAUCUAUUCAACCUUCUACUAUUCAUGCUCAUCUUCCUCGUGAUUUCGUGCUCUGGAUCGAUCCUUUCUCAGUUUCCUACAGAGUAGGUGAUCAUGGCAAUAUCAUGACAUUGUUUGAGGAUCGCUCUCGUGGUAGAAUCUCUCUCAAGUUGGAUCCUUCCUUGAACUCGACAUCUACAGCAAAUCCAUCGAAUGCAACCACAACAGCAAUCACCGCUAAAUCACCUUCCAACUCUCCCCUGAUGCAAUAUCUUCAACCUAGAUCUUCAACACCUAUUCGGAUCUCUCCUCCCAACAGCCCAGAAUCGUUAAUGUUAAAGAACCAACAAAAUUCCAUGCAAUCAUCACCUUUGGGUAAGAAGAACGGCCAAGAUAAAUCAAACAAAGGUUUAGUUAUGGCUGUUUAA
This is a messenger RNA of Mucor velutinosus, 633 nucleotides long. RefSeq names its product Glucosamine-6-phosphate isomerase (Glucosamine-6-phosphate deaminase) (GNPDA) (GlcN6P deaminase). The transcript is spliced from 2 exons. Bases 1 to 633 code for a protein of 210 amino acids. NCBI's taxonomy places the organism in Eukaryota, Fungi, Mucoromycota, Mucoromycetes, Mucorales, Mucoraceae. The record is from RefSeq and is a predicted model, not a curated record. Gene Ontology annotation, cellular component: cytoplasm; nucleus. Gene Ontology annotation, biological process: negative regulation of mitotic cell cycle; negative regulation of cell population proliferation.